CGUAUUUCUAAGAUUAUAUUCCCGAGAGCAAUCAGUUGAGUGCUUUGUUUUUGUGGGGAGUCAAGGCGCAAGGAGAAUUUAGUUCAGUCUGAUUCGUUUACUCACUGGAACCGGAAGAGUUUACCAGGCGAAGGAAAUAGAAAUACGGCCGGAACUUAAUUUUAAUCGCAGAUGCCAUUGUUUAAAUUCUAAAUAUGGAAUCUCAUAACAAUCGAUGGAUCUUUCUGGCUCUUUUUGGUCUAGUUUUGGUUCAGAUUUCUCAGGGAGCAAAGAUCCUAGUACUGUUUCCCCAUGCCAACGAGGGUCACUUUGCGGUAAUGAGAACCCUGGUGACGGAAUUGGCCAUCCGACAGCAUACAGUUGAAGUCUAUACGGGACAUGGCUUGGGGGAAACUCUGGAUAAUGUCACGGAAACGGUGAUAGCGGAAUAUCCCUUCUGGAGCGAGUUGCAAAAACAGGCGGCACCCAAGGGAAACCUCGCUGAUCUUGGUCGCCUGCCCGUUGAAAAUCUCCGCCAGUCGUUGGCCGACGUUGGAGCCCGUGCACUGGACCACUUCCUCGCUCAGGAACCCAUCCAGAAACUGUUAAAGAUGUCCUACCUUGAAUUCGAUUUUGAUGUGAUCCUAGUGGACUACUUCUACACGGAGGCUCUGUUGGCACUGGGAGCUCUCCACCAGCGUCCUGUCAUAGGGAUAAUUUCCACAGAUUUUGGCAACUACAUGGAUGCAGUGCAGGAGGCACUGGUGCCGGCGGCCUGUUCUCCCAUUGAUUUGGAGCGGGAUCUGCCUCAGUUGGGAUUUUCCGAGCGGCUGAGCAACAUCCGGGAGUGCAUUGGUCGCAGGAAGCGGUUCAUCAAGGACCACUACAGUGGUCAGGAGCUGCUGGUGGCCAAGUACUUUAAGCUGCAACAGUCGAUACCCGAAUUGCAGGCCAGCCAGCUAUCCGUGCUGCUGCUGAACAGUCAUGUGCCCUUGAUGACCCCCCGAGUGAGUAUCCAACAGAUCGUUCCCGCCGGUGGUCUGCAUAUCCGGGGUCCCAAGGAGCUGCCCUGGAAUGUGAAGCGCUUUUUGGAGGAGGCGCGACCUGGAGUCAUUUACGUCCAGCUGGGAAAUGAGCAGCCUUGUGGCCAGUUACCCAAGGAAAAGCUAGAGGCCCUAUUCGGCUUUUUCUCUGUCAGAAAAGAGAGCGUCAUCUGGACCUGUCACGAUGUCAAGACCCUAGAUGGUUUGCCCAAAAAUGUGAUGAUCCAACAUGCGGUGCCGCAGAUUGACAUACUGGCGCAUCCGAGGGUGAAGGUCUUCCUAACCAAUGGAGACCUUCUGAACCUCCAGGAGGGCAUUGUGCGUAAUGUGCCCAUUCUGGGAUUGCCCCUCUUCCAGCACGAAAGGCGCAAUGUGGAGCUAGCCGUGCAGUUGGGAGUGGGUCUGCAGCUGGAAGAGGGUAAUGUGACGACUAGCUCGCUUAACUGGGCAGUGAAUAGGCUGCUUAUGGAGCCACACUUCCAGUUGACCAUCCGGGAUGUGUCGCUGGAGUUCAGGGAUCGACCUCAAGGUGCUUUGGCCAACGCUCUCUUCUGGGUGAACUACGUGGCGCGGCACAAGGGAGGCGCAGCUGUAAGGACCCGAGGCAUAGGCAUCUCCUCCUGCCAUUUGCACCUUUUCGACCUGUUCGUGUUCUACGCUGGAAUUGCCACUCUUGUUGUGGCCUUGCUGGCGGCCCUGAGUUAUGGUGGCUUUUACGUUUGGAAUAAGAAAAAUAACUCCAAGUUGACCAAAGUAAAUUAAGUUUUGUUUAUGGAAAUAAAGUGCAUCUUAAGCAGUUUUAA
Messenger RNA from Drosophila rhopaloa, 1825 nucleotides. RefSeq names its product UDP-glycosyltransferase UGT5 (gene Ugt317A1). The record is from RefSeq and is a predicted model, not a curated record. Gene Ontology annotation, molecular function: UDP-glycosyltransferase activity. Lineage: Eukaryota; Metazoa; Arthropoda; Insecta; Diptera; Drosophilidae. The transcript is spliced from 4 exons. The coding region runs from base 195 to 1784 and encodes 529 amino acids.